Mauremys reevesii (Reeves's turtle) is the source of this 3971-nucleotide messenger RNA. RefSeq names its product transmembrane p24 trafficking protein 5 (gene TMED5). Lineage: Eukaryota; Metazoa; Chordata; Testudines; Geoemydidae. The record is from RefSeq and is a predicted model, not a curated record. Gene Ontology annotation, biological process: intracellular protein transport; Golgi organization; endoplasmic reticulum to Golgi vesicle-mediated transport. The coding region runs from base 217 to 1083 and encodes 288 amino acids. The transcript is spliced from 4 exons. Gene Ontology annotation, cellular component: Golgi apparatus; endoplasmic reticulum-Golgi intermediate compartment; endoplasmic reticulum.
UUCCCUCCUGGCCCCCUGGGAAUGGUAGUCUGAUGUCUGGGCACAUCCUCCCGCUGCUACCGGAAUCGAACUACAUUUCCCACAAUUCCCCGAAAAAUGACCGUUCGGGGUGGUCCUUGAAAAUCAUCCGUUCCCUUUGCCUACUGGCCGUGCCAUACAGUCUCCCCGGCUGCUGGAGCAUUAUGGGGUGGUGGAGGUGUGUGCACUAGCCGGGCCAUGCUGAGACCGCUUCCGGGGCGUGGCUACUGCUAUGCUAUUGGGCUGUGGGCACGGGCUGCUCCUCCCCGGGGCCGGCUGCUCUCGCCCGCAGCCACCCCCCUCAGUGUCCGUGAGCACAUCCUGCUCCUGUGGGCCAUGGGCCGGGCAGAGCCGGAGCGCGCCGUGCCAGGCCCAGCACUGCCCGCGGGGAUGGGGACAGCGUCCCGCCUGCUCCUCCUCCUCUUCCACAACCUGCUGCUGCUGCCGCCCGGCGCCUUCGGAUUCGCUCCCUCGCUGGACAGCGACUUCACCUUCACGCUGCCCGCCGGCCGCAAGGAGUGCUUCUUCCAGCCCAUGCGGCACGGGGCCUCGCUGGAGGUCGAGUACCAGGUUUUAGACGGAGCAGGAUUAGAUGUUGACUUUUACUUGGAAUCUCCAAAAGGUGAAAUCCUAAUUUUUCAUCAGAGAAAAUCAGAUGGAGUCCACACGGUGGAAACAGAAGAUGGAGAUUACAUGUUCUGCUUUGACAACACAUUCAGCACCAUUUCAGAGAAGGUGAUUUUCUUUGAAUUGAUCCUAGAUAAUAUGGGAGAAGGACAACAAGAGGACUGGAAGAAGUACAUUACAGGCACAGACUUGUUGGAUAUGAAACUUGAAGAUAUCCUGGAAUCCAUCAACAAUGUCAAAGCCAGGUUAAGCAAAAGCCUCCAGAUUCAGACGCUGCUCAGAGCAUUUGAAGCUCGUGAUCGAAAUAUACAAGAAAGCAACUUUGACACAGUGAAUUUCUGGUCCAUGGUCAACUUGGGAGUCAUGGUGGUGGUUUCAGCUGUUCAGGUUUACAUGCUGAAAAGUCUUUUUGAAGAUAAGAGGAAAAGUAGAACUUAACAGCUAGUGUGAUCAUAGCAAUAACUAGAGAGGAGGGGCAAAUGCAAUAAACUGCUACAGCAAAAGAGACAUGUUACCUUGCCACUUGUUUUGAAUAGACAUUAUAAUCAGGUUCUUGAUUCACAUGUGACUAACAUGAACAGAAUACCUUUCCCCCAUCCUUCCAUCUCUGCAAGCGUUACUAACAGUCUUACUGGUAUGUCUGUUUGUUGCAUUUGUAAUGACUCUUACUAGAUUAUGAAUAAUACACAGAAUGGUGUAUCAAAUGCAAGCCAAUGUUAAUACCUGCCAUAUAGUCAUCUUUUCAUAGUCACUUAAACCUUUCUAUGUCCGCCUAAAUAAUAAUUUGUUUUUUUACAAUUUUUUAAAUAAGCAUUGAGUAAAGUUACAGAUGUGCCAAAGGAUUGAGGCCCACCUAGGUAGGCUAUAGCUUGUCAGUUCUCUAUAAAUGUAUAAAAUUUCCUUGAGUCUUUAUUGUACAGCAUAAUACAGAAACACUGGGUUAACAUUUGUGAAGGGGUUAAAAUGAGAAGUUAUUUUUUCACUUUUUUUAUAUCUAUCUAUCUCGGCACUUUUAAAGAGACAGUUAAUGUGAAAUUUAGUCAAUUUAUAAACUAAUUAAAAGUAGCAUCAGGUACUAUACCUGUCCAAGUCCUUCUGCCAGUUGUUGUGAUUGUACAAUCCCAUUUGCCUGUUUAGGUAGUUUUUGCGGUGUGAAAGGUCCACUGGAAUAGUGGAAGUGACCACACAAAGUACAGUCAGAUGCACAAAAUAAAAUGGAAUUAUUUCAUCUUUAGUUAUUGUAAUCUUGGAUAUCAUAACAGAUACAGUCAGACAGAAGUGAGGUGGUUUUUUUUUCAAAUGACUGUUCCUUUUGAUAGUUUUUAGGUAAAAUUGUUUGGAAACAUUAACUUGACAUUAAAUGUUUAUGUGCUUCCAAAAUCCUUUCUAUAUUACUAAUUUUGCUAAGAUGUUUUGCUCCUUGAGGUCAAGCAGGUUUAUGCCACAAUUUGUAGCAGUUCAUGAACUUCAGAGCUAAAGUUGUUCAGCUAAACCCUCCCCACAACAAAACCCCAACAAAUCUGUAGUCACAUAACUAUUUUCAUUCUCCUCCUAUGAGCUGGCCUAUUAAAUUACUGGGACUACUUGCAUAAUUAAAACAAAGUGGAGUUGGCCCUGAAUUUUGAGAUUUAUUUGCAGCAUGAACUGAUCAUGCAAGGUAAUGCUCAAUCAUAGAAGCAGUUUGCUAUCUUUCUCAAUAAAAAGGCAGAUAGCUUACAUCAAACCUACCAUUUCUUUCUGCUAAGGGAGUGGAAAAAUACAUGUCUCAUCUGUGUAUUUGUCUCCUUUUGUCAUAAUCUUAGUAUUUUAGAGUGCAGUUUAAGUAUUUUGUAAUCAGCCUAGAUUCAAGCUAAGUGCCAAGUCAGUAGAAGUGCCCAUAGAAAUUGUAUUAGCUCUGAAAGUCCAUGUUAAGACUGCUAGGGCUGUACCACUGUUCACAUCAGCUGUCUUUAAAAAGAUUUAAAAAUUUGUUCUAGCCUAGCUAUACAAGUGUACUUCCUGUGUUUGAACUUGGUGUUAAGAAUUGAAACACUACAACUAGACUGUCUGCUUUGUGAUCACAUCUGUCUGAAGGUCAUGCUGGAGGGCCCAGCGUUAUCCCCCUAGAAGAGGAUGGGAAAACAUUUUUCAGUGCACCGACUCAUUAAAAUGCAGUCAUUGUGGCAUAGGUGCAUUGGUCAUUUUUGUCUAGCAGGGGCUAUCAUAUAUAGAGAUUACACUUCAGUUUCAAUUUCAGAUGUCUGAAUGAAGCUGAGCAAUAACCCUUUAAAAUUAUUGUUUUUAAGAAAAAAAGAUUUUAAAAGGUGCUGCUGACUAUUUGACUUCAGGGGCUGCUGGACCAGCCCUCUAUUAGUCUGGGAACAUAAUAUACACCUCUACCCCAAUGUAACACAAAUUUGGAUAUAACAUAGUAAAGCAGUGUUCUGGGGGGGGGGGGCUGAGCACGCUGGCGGAUCAAAGCAAGUUUGAUAUAACGCAGUUUCACCUAUAACACAGUAAGAUUUUUUUGGCUCCUAAAGGACAGCACUAUAUUGAGGUAGAGGUGUAGUAAAAUCUCAUUUGAUGGGCAAGUUAGUGAUAGAAAGGUCUAAGGGAGGUGUCAAUUGAUCUGUAAAAAUUUGCAGAAUCAUAAUUUCACAGUGCUGGCCUCCGUGGUGUGGCAGGGAGGAUUCAUUGUUUGUCCUCUCCCAGCUCCUCUGAUUGGUGGACAUUUUGAUCAUAGUGUCAUUAGAAGUGGGUCAAGUUGGGAAUCACACUUUACGGCAGUUGUGUGAAAUACUGUGCGCUUCCAAAUCAAUCCUGCAGCUCAUCAAAUGCUUGUGUGCAAAGACCAGAUGCUCACCACCUGCAAUUGUUUGGCCAGCAGCCUGCCUUGUACAGAGAUGUGUGAGAGUGGCACAAACAGGGAUCAGUGUGACAUGUCUAGUAGUGCAGUUCUAGACGGAGACAACACUGAUGGUGACUGAUCUUUGGUAAUCCUAAGGAAUCUAGCCUUGACACUUAUAACUGACAUUUAUUCCUCAAUCUCUUUACUUAAGCAGUGCAUCCCUCUGUUAAAGCAUAAUUUAAAAAACAUUGUUUUUUUAAAAAACAUUUUCUCAACUGUAUAUCUACAUAAUUGUUCUAGGUUUGUCAUGUUGAUACCAUUGUGUUAGUGAGAGAAAGGGCUUUCAAACAAUAUCCAACCUGUAAUCCAUUUCAAAUGACUUUGUAUUAUUAAAAUUUAGGGUGACUAGAUGAGAAGAAGAAAAUAUCAUGACACAUUGGGGGAGGGGGGUCACCGGUGGAGCAAAAAAAAAAAAAGUCUGGUCACCCUAUUAAAAUUC